This is a messenger RNA of Mya arenaria, 3755 nucleotides long. RefSeq names its product arginase-1-like. The coding region runs from base 83 to 1048 and encodes 321 amino acids. Lineage: Eukaryota; Metazoa; Mollusca; Bivalvia; Myida; Myidae. Gene Ontology annotation, cellular component: cytoplasm; nucleus; cytosol. Gene Ontology annotation, molecular function: arginase activity; manganese ion binding. The transcript is spliced from 6 exons. The record is from RefSeq and is a predicted model, not a curated record.
AUGUAUAUAAACCAUAGGUAAAAGGAAGUAUUACAGUUGGUGCCCGGAAUACCUUCAGACUAUCAUCGACCAAAGCAGAAUAAUGGACAAGAGCAGUACCUCUGCGAUCGGUACUUGUAGGAAACUUGGAGUUGUGGGGAUACCGAUCAGCAAGGGGCAGAGGCGGAACGGCACAGAAAAAGGACCGCAAACGCUCAGGGAUGGCGGGCUGCUGGAGCGCCUCAGAAAGUUCGGCUGUGAGAUCACUGACCACGGUGACGUUACCUUGGAUUGCAUUGACGACGAUAUCCCGUAUGGAAACGUUAAAAAUCCCAGAAACAUUGCCAUGGGAUCACUCCGGGCGGCCGACGUGGUGGAGAAAUGUCUGCGUACAGAGGGUCGUUGUCUUGCCAUCGGCGGAGACCACAGCAUGGCUAUCGGCACCAUUAUGGGACAUGCGCGCGUCCAACCGGAUAUGGUGGUUUUGUGGAUAGACGCUCACGCCGACAUCAACACGCCACUGACGUCAGAUAGCGGGAACAUGCACGGCAUGCCCUUAGCGUUUGUUGCGGAGGAACUUGCUCCCUUUGUACCCCCUUUGCCUGGUUGGGAGGGAAUUCAACCCUGCAUCAAGGUUGAGCAGAUCGCAUGGAUCGGGCUGCGUGACGUGGACCCUGGUGAGCGUAAGAUCAUCGAGAAGUUCGGUAUGAGCGCCUUCAGCAUGCACGACGUUGACAACAACGGCAUAAAAGGAAUACUUAAAAAGGCGCUCGAUGCUGUAGACCCAUCAGGGACGAAACCAAUCCACGUGAGUUUUGACGUUGACGCCAUGGAUCCGACGCACACUCCGAGCACCGGAACUCCCGUCGGCGGCGGUCUGUCCGUCCGUGAGAUGUGCUUUAUCGCGGAGGAACUCGCCCUCACGGGCCGGCUGACGAUGCUGGACAUCGCCGAGGUGAACCCCAACAUCGGGGACCCGAAGGACGUUAGCCACACCGUCAGCUCAACGAUAGACGUCGCAACUCACUUUUUCGGCCACCGCCGCCAAGGAUUUGUCCCCGCCAACUAAGAAAUUCCAACAGUCGUCCUUCGGAGAAACUCGGUCAUUAACGGGACAAAGUGCCCGUGUUGAGCUUUUGUGACCAACUGGUGUCUGUAUUUAAUAAUUUCUUUGGAAAUCUCUAGCCUGCCAACUAUAUCGUGUUAAAGACAAAUAAGAAACACUAAAUACUACCAAGAAAUAUACCAUAGGUGCAACUUUGAGGUACUUUUCCUUUUACGAAAUCAGACACGAUGUUGAUGCCUAAAACAUGAUUUUGUUUAGACUUUUUGAACUACUUAUUUGACAAUGAAUGUUAAGGAAGUUAUAUUAAUUAACCAAAGCAACGUCUCUCUCGUUGGCACGAUGUUGCGCAAUCUCGAGUGUAUCAGUUAAAAAGCAAGAUUUUUGCUUCAAUGCGUUUGCAUAGAUAAGUCCGAUGUUAAAAUUAUAGAAGAAUAACUCUGUUAGGCAUUUUUAAAUACAAUUUACAUGGUGAUUGUGUACUUAAUAAGCGAAUAUUAAAUGGUGUCAAGAAAAUAAUGUUAUUUCUGAUGCACAAUUCGGUUUUAUACGAGGUCGAUCUACAGUUGAUGCACUUUUAAUUCUUCACUCAUUUUUUUCAAAAACUUAAACAAACAUUUAUAUUGCUGUUUUAUUGACAUGAAAUGUUGUUUUGAUUCCAUUUUAUCCAAGGGGUCCAACGUACGCAUUUUUACUGGUGAAUGAGUAAUUUAAUUCCUACUGAGAAGAACGCUAUAAGCCGUAUGCUUUCGUUCCAAUCCAUUUCAAUAUUAUAGACUACUUGUGUGUGAACAUAUUCCGUGCAGUUUAUAAUUUUUUUAUGUUAUUGUCCAAGGUCAAAGUUACGUUAUGUACAGGGAAGUCGAACUAGUAUGGAUUGAAGGAAAACAAACACCGUUUGAAUGAAAAACGGGCAUGUAUUAAAAUGCCAUAAAUAUUGCUAAGUUAUUCAAAAGGUAAUUUAGAAAAGUUGUCCGCAUUCUGAUUGGCCUGUACCGUCACGUGGCACAAAAAGGGUAAAAUUGAUUGGCUCCUGGGAUAAAUUGCCCGUAUGGCUAAUUCCCGAGAUAUUGCCUAAAUCCCGUGCCACGGCCGUACAGAAAUAAAUUGAACAACGGCCAUAAAUAAUUUUAUGUUUGCAUAAAAUUGCAUAUAUGUUGAAACAAGUAUGUUUAAACCAAGGGUUCCAACGUCAAUUCUUUUUACUGAAUUUUAAGUGAGGGACAUGUUCAGUGCGGAACAAAAUGGCGGAUUAUUUGGGUAUUUUUGUGUUUUCGGGGGAUAUGACAUGUUUAACAGGUUAAUAUCACUGUUGUCAAUAAAUAAGUAAGCCUACCCGGAGGCCAAACGUGUAAGCUCCUCGCUGUUUUUACCUAUGUUUUUACAGGCCUUUACAAAAAAAGUUAUUGAAGGUAUAAAGAUAGAUUAUUUCAUUCCUCCAAAUUGAAGUGAUGAGUGUAAAUACAUGUAUAUCAACAUUAUAGACAGUAAAUAAACAUUAAUGAACAUGUCAUAUCAUUCAGCAAGUUUAACAUAUUGAAAGAUUGUUUGUUUACAAAGUGAAAAUAUAAAAAAUAUAGCAUGGUGUACGAACCUUAGGACCCGUUCAUCAAAACUCAGAAAUGAAUUCUCUGGGUAUGUUUUGCAUAUUUUAAAUAAUCAGAUUUUUAAUUAAUGAGUAACCGUUUCUUUGCAAAAUCAAUGACAACAUUGAUAUAAUGUAGUAAAGGUGCGUAACCCAACUAUCGAAUACGCAUGACCGAUUCAUUACUUAUAGCCUCCCUUUCUAUACGUAUACAUAUAAUUCAGCUUUCAGUUGAAUAAAAAAUGAAAUCAGUUGUGUAAGUCUGAUUGUUUUGUAUAAAAAAAUAUAAAAAAAAGGAAUUUCUCAUACAUGCAGUUACAAUAUGAAAAGUAUUGGAAAGGUGGUGUACUCAGUACUGGUUCAACCCAGGAAAGUUGUAUCCUGUGUAUCGGUGCUUUACACCGAGCACGUUAAAGAAACAAGAGGUCUCUUCGCAAAGAGCUAAGGUAUCGCACCCGGAUCUCUUGUAUCUCGCUCUGAUUCUUCAAGUCUUCCAAUGUCUGGAUUUGACUGUGAAUUACUGUCACUUCUAUAUCAUGUCACUAAUGGCAUUUAAACACAAUUUAAGUCGUGAAUGCGUCACGGCGGGGUCAAGCCAUAAUGCAGCCAAUGGGCGCGGGCAGACCUUAACAAACUCAAAUAAACUACAUUUAGAAUGUCACGAGAUAUACAAGUUGCAGAAUGACGUUGUGCGCGGUAAAUUAAGAUUAUAAUUUAAGUGUUAUGGCAUAUUUGUUAUUGCAAUAAAUAUAAAAAAAUAUCAAACUGGGGGUUAAAAAAUGUCUAAAAGGUGAAGAGAAGUCAUUCCGAUUUUUGUAUAAAUAUGUUGUGGUGAUAUUUAGAUAACUAGAUUCAUUUUACUUUUAUUAUUAUGCUAAAGCAGUUAAAACAUCUUGAAGUUAAAAAUGAUUUUGGAAAUAUAUCAUUUUUUUAUAAUUAUUGAAAAUGUUUAAAAAUACUUUAGUUGCUUCUGAAACAUACGGGCCCUGUUGUACUUUUAACUUUCCAGUACAGUUUGUUUAUUUUGUAUAUUUGCUAAUGUUCAAUCAUGUCAAUUUUAUUUUAAAUAUCAUAAAUGCUUAUACAUGUAUUUGGAAAUGAAUACCAAUAAACUUGCUUUAAUUCCUC